Molecule: messenger RNA, 3055 nt
Organism: Solanum stenotomum
Lineage: Eukaryota; Viridiplantae; Streptophyta; Magnoliopsida; Solanales; Solanaceae
Product: receptor-like protein Cf-9 homolog
Exons: 2
Coding region: 2-2845 (947 amino acids)
Molecular function (GO): protein binding
Source: RefSeq, a predicted model, not a curated record
UAUGAUGAUGGUUUCUAGCAAAACAUUCUCUUCGCUUCAGUUUUUCACUCUUUUGUACCUCUUUACAGUUACUUUUGCUUCCACUGAUGAAGCAACUGUCCUCUUGAAAUGGAAAGCAACUUUCAAGAACCAGAAUAAUUCCUUAUUGGCUUCAUGGACGCCAAGUUUUAAUGCAUGCACGGACUGGUAUGGAGUUAUAUGCUUUAAUGGGAGGGUAAACACGUUGAAUAUUACAAAUUCUAGUGUCAUUGGUACACUCUAUGCUUUUCCGUUUUCAUCCCUCCCUUUUCUUGAAAAUCUUGAUCUUAGCAUGAACAAUUUCUCUGGCACCAUUCCACCUGAGAUUGGUAAUCUCACUAAUCUCGUCUUUCUUAACUUGAACAUCAAUCAGUUUUCAGGAACAAUCCCACAACAAAUCGGUUCACUAGCCAAGCUUCAGAUCCUCCGUAUAUUUGACAACCAUUUAAAUGGCUCUAUUCCUGAAGAAAUAGGUUACCUAAGGUCUCUUACUAAGCUAUCUUUGGGUAGGAACUUUCUUACUGGUUCCAUUCCAGCUUCAUUGGGGAAUUUGAACAACUUGUCUUUUUUGUUUCUUUAUGAUAAUCACUUUUCUGGCUCUAUUCCUCGAGAGAUAGGUUACCUAAGGUCUCUUACUGAGCUAGAAUUGAGUAGUAACUCGCUUAAUGGCUCUAUUCCUGCAUCAUUGGGGAAUUUGAGCAACUUGUCUAGUUUGCAUCUUGAUGAUAAUCACCUUUCUGGCUCUAUUCCUCGAGAGAUAGGUUACCUAAGGUCUCUUACUUAUCUAUAUUUGGGUAGUAACUCUCUUAAUGGAUCUAUUCCAGCUUCAUUGGGGAAUUUGAGCAACUUGUCUUUUUUGUUUCUUUAUGAUAAUCACUUUUCUGGCUCUAUUCCAGCUUCAUUGGGGAAUUUGAGCAACUUGUCUUUUUUGUUUCUUUUUAAAAAUCACUUUUCUGGCUCUAUUCCAGCUUCAUUGGGGAAUUUGAGCAACUUGUCUAUUUUGUAUCUUUCUGAUAAUCACUUUUUUGGCUCUAUUCCUCAAGAGAUAGGUUACCUAAGGUCUCUUACUGACCUAGAAUUGAGUAUGAACUCUCUUAAUGGCUCUAUUCCAGCUUCAUUGGGGAAUUUGAGCAACUUGUCUUUUUUGGUUCUUUAUGAUAAUCACUUUUCUGGCUCUAUUCCUGCUUCAUUGGGGAAUUUGAGCAACUUGUCUGUUUUGGAUCUUUUUGAUAAUCACUUUUCUGGCUCUAUUCCUGCUUCAUUGGGGAAUCUGAACAACUUGUCUAGUUUGCAUCUUCAUAAUAAUCACCUUUCUGGCUCUAUUCCUGAAGAAAUAGGUUACUUGACGUCUCUUACUUAUCUAUAUUUGGGUAAUAACUCUCUUAAUGGAUCUAUUCCUGCUUCAUUUGGCAAUUUGAGAAAUCUGCAAACUCUGAUUCUCAAAGAUAACAAUCUCACUGAGGAGAUUCCUUCAUCAGUGUGCAAUCUGACAUCACUGGAAGUGUUGUUUAUGUCGAGAAACAAUUUGAUGGGAAAAGUUCCGCAAUGUUUGGGUAAUAUCAGCGGCCUCAAGGUUUUGAUGAUGUCACAUAAUAAUCUCAGCGGAGAGAUCGCUUCAUCAAUUUCCAAUUUAACAUCACUACAAUUUCUAGAUUUGGGCAGAAACAAUCUGGAGGGAGCAAUUCCACAAUGUUUUGGCAAUAUUAGUAGCCUCGGGGUUUUUGAUAUGCAGAAUAACAAACUUUCUGGGACUCUUCCAACAAAUUUUAGCAUUGGAAGUCCACUUAUAAGUCUCAACUUGCAUGGCAAUGAACUCGAGGGGGAAAUUCCUCGGUCUUUGGCCAAUUGCAAAAAUCUGCAAGUUCUUGAUGUCGGAGAAAAUCAUCUCAAUGACACAUUCCCCAUGUGGUUGGGAACUUUGCCAGAGCUGAGAGUUUUAAGGUUGACAUCGAAUAAAUUGCAUGGACCUAUAAGAUCUUCAGGGGCUGAAAUCAUGUUUCCUGAUCUUCAAAUCAUGGAUCUCUCUUACAAUGCCUUCUCGAAAGACUUACCGACGAGUCUGUUUCAACAUUUGGAAGGCAUGAAGACUAUUGAUCAAACAAUGAAGGCACCAAGUUAUAUAGGAGGUGGAGUAUACUACCAAGACUCGGUAGUUGUUGUAACAAAGGGAUUGAAGCUUGAAGUUGUGAAAAUUUUAGCUUUGUACACAAUUAUUGAUCUUUCAAACAAUAAAUUUGAAGGACAUAUUCCUAGUGUUCUAGGAGAUCUCAUAGCUCUUCGGGUAUUGAAUAUGUCUCAUAAUGGAUUGAAAGGUCAUAUACCACCAUCACUUGGAAAUUUAUCUGUAGUGGAAUCAUUGGACCUUUCAUUUAACCGCCUUUUGGGAGAGAUACCACAACAACUUGCUUCUCUUACGUCUCUUGAAUUCUUAAAUCUCUCCCACAAUUAUCUCCAAGGAUGCAUCCCUCAAGGACCCCAAUUUCAUACCUUUGAGAACAGUUCAUUUGAUGGUAAUGAUGGAUUACGUGGAUUCCCCGUUUCAAAAGGUUGUGGCAAUGAUUCUGUGUCAGAGACAAACUAUACAGUGUCUGCGCUAGAAGAUCAAGAAAGAAAUUCUGAAUUUUUCAAUGAUUUUUGGAAAGCAGCUCUGAUGGGCUAUGGCAGUGGAAUAUGUAUUGGAUUAUCCAUAAUAUACAUCAUGUUCUCAACUGGAAAUAUGAAAUGGCUAGCAAGAAUCAUUGAAGAACUGGAACACAAAAUUAACAUGCGAAGGAGAAAGAAGCAGCGAGGUCAAAGGAAUUACAGAAGAAGAAAUAAUCGCUUCUAGACAAGUUACCAGUAAAGAAGAAUUUGAUUUCAGAACUUCAGAUUUUCAGGUGCCAAGAAUAAGAAGAUGUUGGUCUAAUGGAUUUGGUUCUUCCUAUGUUGCAGCUUAUGAUUGUUGGAUUUGAUUUUUAGUUUUACAAGCUUUUCUUAACUAGGGAAAAUGUAAUAUUAUGAAUUUUGAUGAUAUACAAUAAAUGUUGUGUGUAUUGAA